Molecule: messenger RNA, 1761 nt
Organism: Suillus clintonianus
Lineage: Eukaryota; Fungi; Basidiomycota; Agaricomycetes; Boletales; Suillaceae
Exons: 5
Coding region: 83-1618 (511 amino acids)
Source: RefSeq, a predicted model, not a curated record
CUCAGUGGAGCAACCAAGUUGAGAAGAUAAUUGUAUUCAGGCGUUCCUCCAGGACACUUGUCCUUCCGCUCUUUUGCCCCUCAUGGCACAGGCCAUCUCAUCCGGUCGUCGGUCAAGCUUGGACUCUCUAGAUCUGUCAGGCUCACCGAUAACUUCGCCAACGUCUCCAUAUUCACCAUCUGACAGUAUAUCUGUCCUUGAUUCGUCUUCAGCACUCGUGCUCCUUUCCAACCAAGAUGACCAGGACUCUUUUGACUUCAGUAGCGAUGAAGAACAUGAGGAAUGUGACUCUCAGCUGGAGACUGCGAAGCUUGCCAUACCUCCUCUUCAGGCACCCACAAUCUUUUUGUACCUUCUGGCACCAUACCUCAGGCUCGGUGCAAUUCUUGUGCCAAACGGUAUCACCUCGCUGAAAUUUAGCCUUGUAAACCUCUUUGUUGCCGCAGCGUUAUCAGUCUUCUCUCGCAACCUAUGGUUCCUUCUGGCAAGGUACCUCCGGAAGAAUACCGCGGAGGACAUUUUCUUUGAGGUGAUUGCCAAAGGUAUUAGUAGGGCUAAGCGCAGACGACGUGAAAGGAUUCGACGGCUGCUUCUCUGUGUCACUGGGUCGUUGAGAAUCCUGAUGGCAUCUAUGUAUUUACGCGCUUCUGUGGACUCCAUCUAUCCACUUCUACUCGAGGCGCUUCCUGUACAAACCCGACUAAUCGCCACUUUGGUAUUGGGCCUGCUCGUAUUCGCUGUAUCUCUUCCCAAAUCUCUAGCAGCCAAGCAAGUGAUUUGUACAACAUGGUUGUCGAUGAUCUUGUACACUGCAUGGUUAGUCGCUGCGCUGUAUAAUCACACGACUGGCACCGUGAUGCCAAGCCCCACUCUGGUGCAACAUAGCGUACUCUGGAAUGGCACUACAUCUAUUGCGUUCUCGUUCGCAACUUCGUUAACGGUUCCAUUAUCCGCUUCUCUAGCUGGGCGACCUUCUACCCCGUCAAACAAACAGGGCAGAGGAACAUAUUUCCAGAUGCUGAGCAUCUUAUCGACAGUCUUAGCGGCCCUCCUUAUACUGCCAUCAAUUUUGAUGGCCUCCUCACCCAAUGUGCCAGGAGCACUCAGUGAUACACGUAAUAUCAUAGUCCACGUACUCGGAGCAUCUUCUCUCUUGUUGUCCAUCCCUCCCGUGUUGGUUUCUAUUCCUCCUCUACCGGUCCCGCCGGCCGUACGGAGAGCUUGUAAAUUGGACCUCAGCAAGGCCACUCUCAUAUUCGUUGUUGUAUUGCUCAGCUUAUCCCCUCCAUCAAUGGCGACAUUCCUUAAUGACCUCACUCUAUUGUUGGCCCUCGCUGGAACCUAUUUCCUUCCAGCCUGGGCACACAUCACGAUUCAUUAUUUCCGGCGGCCUAUAUCUAUUGUGAUACCUCACUCGGUCCCGAAUACACCACAUGCUAUACAUACGCCUUCUCCGCCACCCAGUCCAGACGCUCUUCUCCAGCGCAAAGAAUGGCUACUCCAGCGAAGGCGACUUGGAAGACGAGUGUUAUGGGAUGUCGGCGUUUGGUUGUUGCUGAUACCCAUCAGCCUAUUUGGAAUGGUUUGGGCGGGUGGCCGACUGGUCGGAAAAUGGUAGUUUUCGGAGCAGCGUACGGUCCCGCAGAAUAGCCUUUGCGUGUCUUCAGAAUCAAGCGUUAUUCCAAAUAUUACGCAUGUCAAACUACUGCGCAUUCCCCAUUCCCCACGCCUGGACAAUUAAUGAUCAUUUGGAAUAGAUCA